CUCAGAAGAAACGGCGGAAAAGACAAAAACGACACGCCUCAAACCGGGACCAAAACGGGACGAAACCGGGUCUAAACCGGGUCUGCGCCUGGAUCGAAGCGUAACGGACCGGGCUGAACUCGGACUGCACCGAGACACGCGUUUUUCGAUUUGGAUUCUGUACCUUCCUAAAGUCCGGAUUGUCUGGAUUAAACUGGACUUUCCUGAUCCUGCUUUGGGGAUUGCUUGGCUCUGAUUGGACCAGCCUGUACGUUGGAUUUACUUUUGUUAAUUUUACGUAUUUUUUGGACUGCAAUUUUCAUCGGACACAUUUCCAUUUUUAUAUUUGUAAUGUUCAUUUUGUCUCCUAUUUUAGUAUAAAGUGUGGACAUUUUAAAGUGCACAUCUGUGGCGAUUCAGAGGAAUAAUUUUUUACUGUUUAAGUAUAUUUUUGUGUACAUUUAUCGUGCGUCCCUCGUCUCGGAGUCAGGCUCUUGAUGCCUGAGUACUACAGCUCCCAGGGUGCACCUCUCUCCCCCUCGGCCAAUCAGAGAGCGGCGUCAGAGCACGGCGAUAUGAGCGACUUCUGGCACAAAAUGAGCUGCUGCGUCAUUGCCAAACCACCCCCGAAGAGGAAGAGGAGAAGGAUCGACCGCAGUAUGAUCGGGGAGCCCACUAACUUCAUCCACCUGACGCAUAUCGGUUCUGGGGAUGCUGCCGAGGCAGUGCAGCCAAUGGGCUUAGUUCAGGACCAGAUCAGAGCCAAAGGACUCAACGGACGCAGCAGCCUCUUAUAGCACUGACAGGUUUGACGAGGCGCCCGAACGUUCAGAGGAAACUACAGAACUACAACCUCCAAAAACUACAGCUCCCAUCAUGCAUUUCACCUCUGGACUCACCCGAGGCUCAGACUCUUAUUCUGAAAAGUCCU
This is a messenger RNA of Periophthalmus magnuspinnatus, 910 nucleotides long. It is a transcript of the gene cdc42se1, whose product is annotated as CDC42 small effector 1. Gene Ontology annotation, cellular component: plasma membrane. Gene Ontology annotation, biological process: regulation of Rho protein signal transduction. The coding region runs from base 477 to 776 and encodes 99 amino acids. The record is from RefSeq and is a predicted model, not a curated record. Lineage: Eukaryota; Metazoa; Chordata; Actinopteri; Gobiiformes; Gobiidae. Gene Ontology annotation, molecular function: small GTPase binding. The transcript is spliced from 5 exons.